AUGGCUACAAGAAAGCAACUUAUGGCCUUGGGUGAUGAUGAUGAUGUGGUUGUUGAUGACACUCCACCAAACUCUCCAGGUGAUAAUCCUCCUCCACCUCCACCUCCAUCAACAAAUCUUCCACCACCACCUCCUCCACCAUCUCAUCCUCCCCGAAGAACUCCUUCACCCCCUCCUAACUCUCUUCCCCAAUAUGAUGCUGCCAACAGAGGGAGAAUAAUCAAGGGGAUCCUCAGCCAAUACACUAGUGACCAAUCAAAAACAGAUGACUAUGAAGGGUUUCUUGAUGUUGGUUUCAUGCAACAAGCAAUUGUUCCUGAUGUUCCCUUAAAUGUUGUCUAUCCUGGUGCUUGUGUGGAAGGGGAAGCUUCUCAAAAAACUAAAGAAGAGGUCCUCAAUGAAUCAAUAGUGGCAUUGAUUUUGAUGAUGAUGUCCAACUCAUUCCUCGAAAGUGGAAGACUUCCUUCUCAGGGGGAGCUCUUAACAUUGAAUCUGGAAGUUACUUUGCGAUUAGUGAUACUUUAG
Messenger RNA from Lactuca saligna, 525 nucleotides. The record is from the annotation of a GenBank genome assembly. NCBI's taxonomy places the organism in Eukaryota, Viridiplantae, Streptophyta, Magnoliopsida, Asterales, Asteraceae.